This is a messenger RNA of Guillardia theta CCMP2712, 969 nucleotides long. RefSeq lists its product as hypothetical. The coding region runs from base 1 to 969 and encodes 322 amino acids. The record is from RefSeq and is a predicted model, not a curated record. NCBI's taxonomy places the organism in Eukaryota, Cryptophyceae, Pyrenomonadales, Geminigeraceae. The transcript is spliced from 10 exons.
AUGGACACAGAAUCACAAGGGUUCGAGGUGCUUACAGUCGCGACUCCAAAAGAUGGGCAUGUGCAGGAUGGCAUCAAUGGGGGAUGCAUGGCCGAUGUCGGUUGUGAUGUGCAUGGGCUACCGGCAACUGGUGAUGCUGCUUUGAUGGGAUGCUUGAAUCCCCUAUGCGGAGACAAGGGGGAGGCGAUCAGAGUGAGUUUCAAGGAUGAGGAGGAGCUCAAGAAGAUUCAAACCUUCACACUCUUCGACGAUCCUCCUACAGUUGGAGCAGGUCGCUUCGCCGCCAUCUCAAACGUCACGACAAACUUCACGUGGCGAGGAGGCGGAGGGUCGGACGCGAGGGAGUGUGGGAAUGGAGGGUCAGCGACGACGCGAUGCCUCCGCCGUCACUGUACGCGAUCGUCUACCGCCCAGAGGAGACGCCAGUGCUGUUGCCUCACAAUCCUCUCCAGCAGCUUCCCAGCGGCUGCUCCACCUCAAGGAACUUCCUCAUGUCCGCUUUGGUUCCUUUGGCUGCCCUCGACUAAGAGAUGCCUCAGCUGGUCGCGAGCGCAAGGCAAGCCAGACGACCUCCUGGGCGAGGUUUCCAUCCCUGGGGAUCUCUCUCCCCAUGAGGUCAAGCUCCUUAUCUCGACUGAACUUGCUGUCCGCGGUGACUUUCUCCUCGAGGUGGAAGAUGGCACCCAGGUUGACACCUGCGGUUCAACCUUGUUCAAUCCGAAUGUUCGCAGAGGCGAAGACUCGCUCUACUUGGUGAAGUUGAGGCCUAACACGCCCGCAGGGAGGUCGCAGACACAGACAGGAGGGUCGCGAGAUGGAGCCAAGAAGGCUAAGAGACCCAACGACAAGUCGGAAAGGCUGAGAUCUGCUGCGACACCUUCAGAAGCAACUUCCAUGACAUCACAUGACCGGAUCAAGUUGCAGAGCAAGCUGAUGGCGAGAACGAUGAGCGGAAGCGCGGCAUCAUAG